Messenger RNA from Acanthosepion pharaonis, 2406 nucleotides. NCBI's taxonomy places the organism in Eukaryota, Metazoa, Mollusca, Cephalopoda, Sepiida, Sepiidae. The record is from the annotation of a GenBank genome assembly.
AUGGUCUGCUCAUUAAUGCCUAGCUCAUCUCUUGGUGGCCAUGUCAUGAGAGAGAGGAAGAGUUUCUCAUUUGUCCACGCUGUUCCUGAGAUUCUUCAAGAUUCUGGACGUUUUAAUUUUACUUGGGGAACCGGUUGUCGUGCAUUCGGAGCACGUCUCCCACCCACGGAGGGCGCGGAACUUUGUGAUACUCCCGGCAGGGCUGAUGAUCUUCAGCUCGCCGAACAUUCUUUGUAUCUUCCAAGAUGUUUAUAUCGUUUCUUCCCAAUUUAUUAUGUGAUCAAUGCGAAGGUUAUUGCGACUAUAUAUAUAUCUCUAUUCAUAUCUAUCCAUCUAUCUCAAUCUAUUCGUAUCUAUCUAUUCCUUUCAGGCUUUUCAUAUCUAUCUAUCUAUCUAUCUAUCUAUCUGGAUCUUCUUUCUUUUGAUUAUUUCAGGGAUCUUCUUUCUUUUUAUUUCCGGGAUAUCGUUUCUUUUUUAUUUCCGGAGUCGCCUUUCUGUUUAAUUUCAGGGAUCUUCUUUCUUUUUUUUAUUUCAGGGAUCUUCUUUCUUUUUUUAUUUCAGGGGAAUCUCCUUUUUUUUAUUUCAUGGAUCUCCUUUCUUUUUUAUUUCGAACAUAUUUUUUUUAUUUCAGGGAUCUUCUUUCUUUUGAUUAUUUCAGGGAUCUUCUUUCUUUUUUUAUUUCCGGGAUCUCGUUUCAUUUUUUAUUUCAGGAAUCUCCUUUUUUUUAUUUCAUGGAUCUCCUUUCUUUUUUAUUUCGAACAUAUUUUUUUUAUUUCAGGGAUCUUCUUUCUUUUGAUUAUUUCAGGGAUCUUCUUUCUUUUUUUAUUUCCGGGAUCUCGUUUCUUUUUUAUUUCAGGAAUCGCCUUUCUUUUUUGUUUCGGGGAUAUCGUUUCUUUUUUAUUUCAGGGAUCGUGUUUUUUUUUUAUUUCAUGGAUUUCGUUUCUUUUUUAUUUCAGGGAUCUUCCUUCGUUUUUUAUUUCAGGGAUCUUCUUUCUUUUUUAUUUCAUGGAUCUCGUCUCUUUUUUUUUCAGGGAUCUCGUUUCUUUUUUUAUUUCAGCGAUCACGUUUCUUUUUUAUUUCAGGGAUCUUCUUUCAUUUUUUAUUUCAGGGAUCUUCUUUCUUUUUUAUUUCAGGGAUCUCGUUUCUUUUUCUUAUUUUAGGGACCUUGUUUCGUUUUUUAUUUUCAGGAUCACGUUUCUUUUUCUUUUUUUAGGGAUCUCGUUUCAUUUUUUAUUUCAGGAAUCUCCUUUUUUUUAUUUCAUGGAUCUCCUUUCUUUUUUAUUUCGAACAUAUUUUUUUAUUUCAGGGAUCUUCUUUCUUUUGAUUAUUUUCUUCUUUCUUUUUUUUACUCCGGAUCUCGUUUCAUUUUUUUUUCAGGAAUCUCCUUUUUUUAUUUCAUGGAUCUCCUUUUUUUAUUUCGAAACAUAUUUUUUUAUUUCAGGGAUCUUCUUUCUUUUGAUUAUUUCAGGGAUCUUCUUUCUUUUUUUAUUUCCGGGAUCUCGUUUCUUUUUUUUAUUUCAGGAAUCGCCUUUCUUUUUUUGUUUCAGGGGAUAUCGAUCUCGUUUCUUUUUUAUUUCAGCGAUCUCGUUUCUUUUUUAUUUCAGGGAUCUUCUUUCAUUUUUUAUUUCAGGGAUCUUCUUUCUUUUUUAUUUCAGGGAUCUCGUUUCUUUUUCUUAUUUUAGGGACCUUGUUUCGUUUUUUAUUUUCAGGAUCACUUUUCUUUUUUUUUUUUAUUCUCGUUUUCAUUUUUAUUUCAGGGAUCUUUUUUUAUUAUUUCAGGAAUCUCGUUUCUUUUUUAUUUCAGCGAUCUCGUUUCUUUUUUAUUUCAUGGAUUUCGUUUCUUUUUUAUUUCAGGGAUCUUCCUUCUUUUUUAUUUCAGGGAUCUUCUUUCUUUUAGAUUUCCGAGAUCUCGUUUCUUUUUUUAUUUCAGGAAUCUCGUUUCUUUUUUAUUUCACGGAUCUUCUUUCUUUUGAUUAUUUCAGGGAUCUUCUUUCUUUUUUAUUUCCGGGAUCUCGUUUCUUUUUUUAUUUCAUACAUCUCGUUUCUUUUUUUUAUUUUAGCGACCUUGAAUCUCGUUUCUUUUUUAUUUCAUGGAUCUCGUUACUUUUUUAUUUCACGGAUCUUCUUUCUUUUGAUUAUUUCAGGGAUCUUCUUUCUUUUUUAUUUCCGGGAUCUCGUUUCUUUUUUAUUUCCGUAGUCGCCUUUCUCUUUUAUUUCAGGGAUCUUCGUUUCUUUUUUUAUUUCAGGAAUCGACUUUCUUUUUUUUAUUUCAAUGAUCUCGUUUUCUUUUUUCUUUCAGGGAUAUCGUUUUUUUUUAUUUCUUCGUACGUUUUUCUUACUUUUUGUUUUUCAUGUUUUCUUUCAUUUACGAGGGAAAGUCAAAAGUUAUUCGUCCAUCUUGUCUAA